Penicillium cataractarum is the source of this 1668-nucleotide messenger RNA. RefSeq names its product sugar porter family MFS transporter. The record is from RefSeq and is a predicted model, not a curated record. Gene Ontology annotation, molecular function: carbohydrate:proton symporter activity. Gene Ontology annotation, cellular component: membrane. The annotation marks the transcript as partial. The transcript is spliced from 5 exons. Lineage: Eukaryota; Fungi; Ascomycota; Eurotiomycetes; Eurotiales; Aspergillaceae. Gene Ontology annotation, biological process: carbohydrate transport; transmembrane transport.
CUUUUUUCUUUGAAUAUUUUAUCAAGAUUAAGUGACGAGCGAGCAAAAUGGAAGAUCGCGACAAUGAUUGAGGGCCGACGGCUCCUGAUCGCGGUCAACGUCCUUGCCGGUCUAGCAAUUUUCUUCUUCGGCUACGAUCAAGGUAUGAUGGGUGGAGUAAAUGACUCCCCUGCAUACGUACGCCGGAUGGGAUUGGGAUACCAAGAAAAUGGAUCAAUCACCGUUACAAAUACUCUACUACAAGGAGGUAUUGUCUCUGUCUACUAUCUCGGGACAUUGAUUGGAUGCUUCAUGGGUGGCUAUGUCAGUGAUAAAUUGGGUCGAAUCAAGUCCCUGGGGUUUGGUGCUGCAUGGGGUAUUAUCGGUGCCGCCCUUCAAUGCACAGCAAUGAACCCCACCUGGAUGAUUGUGUCUCGACUGAUCAAUGGCGUCGGAACUGGCAUACUGAAUGCGACCGUCCCAGUCUAUGGCUCUGAACUUGCCGACUACGAGACUCGUGGAAUGUUUAUCGCCAUGGAAUUCACACUCAACAUCGUCGGCGUCGUUGUGGCAUACUGGCUAGGCUUUGGACUGAGCUACAUCGACAAUGGCCAGUCAGAAUUCCAGUGGAGAUUCCCAAUUGCGUUCCAAAUUAUCAUGUUGCUUCUUCUUCUUACUGGAUGCUGGUUCUUCCCGGAAUCUCCCCGUUGGCUGUGCAUGAUGGGACGUCGUGAGGAAGCGCUUUACAUCCUCAAGCGCAUUCGGGGCACUGCAAAUGAACGUGCGGCAAUCCUCGAAAUGCGAGAAAUCGAAGCUAUCGUUGAGCUAGAGAAGGAAUCCGAGGGAAACAUCACCUACUUCGAUAUGUUGCUUGGUACCGGCAAUGAGGAUUUGCACAUAGCACGCAGAGUGCAGCUUGUGAUCUGGCUACAGAUUCUACAGAGCUGGACCGGCAUUGCCGGCGUGACUAUGUAUGCACCGACAAUUUUCAAAAUUGCAGGUUUCGAUUCUCAAAAGACAAUGUGGAUCUCAGGAUUGAACAACAUUUUUUACUCAUUUGCAACUCUUCUUUGCGUUUUUACUCUUGAUCGAAUCGGCCGUCGGUGGACGCUCUGGUGGGGUGCGGCAGGACAAGCCAUUGCCAUGUUCCUCGCAGGAGGUCUCGCUCGAGGUGGAUUGGAUCACCCGGAUAAUCAAGGGCCUUGGGGUAUUGCAGCCACAUCAAUGGUGUACCUUUAUACGUUCAUCUUCGGCGCUACUUGGCUCACCGUCCCGUGGCUCUAUCCCGCUGAGAUAUUUCCCUUGAAGGUUCGAGCGAAGGGAAAUGCAUGGGGUGUUGUUGGCUGGAGUUUAGGCAAUGGAUCCCUUACUUUAGCUCUUCCUUAUAUCUUUGGAGCCAUUGGAGAGAACACUCUUCACGUGUUUGGUGCUGUGAAUCUUAUCAGUAUCCCGAUUGUAUGGGCCUUCUACCCAGAGUCAAGCCAACGCACCUUAGAGGAGAUUGACUUACUUUUUGCCGCUAACUCCCCUUGGGCCUGGAAAGCCGAGUCUAACUUCAAGAUACUGAAAGCUGAAAAUCCAGCUAUUGGUGGUGCUCGUGGCCGAAAUAGCAUUUUGGAAGCAGAGAAAGGACUUGAAAAUGGAUUCAAUCCGGAAACCGAACAUGACGAGACUGUGUCAAGCCGCUAG